This is a messenger RNA of Penicillium brevicompactum, 1635 nucleotides long. Its product is annotated as putative MFS multidrug transporter. Gene Ontology annotation, molecular function: basic amino acid transmembrane transporter activity. Gene Ontology annotation, biological process: basic amino acid transport; transmembrane transport. The transcript has 5 exons. Gene Ontology annotation, cellular component: fungal-type vacuole membrane. Lineage: Eukaryota; Fungi; Ascomycota; Eurotiomycetes; Eurotiales; Aspergillaceae. Bases 1 to 1635 code for a protein of 544 amino acids. The record is from RefSeq and is a predicted model, not a curated record.
AUGGCUGGGUCUACUGCUUCCGAGACCUCCCCGUUGCUGGCGUCAACCAACGGCACUCCGUCUAACGGUACCAUACCCGAUCACCAUGUGGAAUCGGGUGUUCCAGAGGAGAAUCCCAAAGCGCCACUCCCUGGCACUUCGACGCAGGUGAAGUACAUUUUUCCUGCAAUUUCAGUCGGAGUCUUCAUGUCGGCUGCGGACCAGACAAUCAUCAUGGCCAGUUAUGGCCAAAUUGGCAGUGAUUUGAAGGCCCUCAAUCUGACAAGCUGGAUUGCCACCUCCUAUUUCCUGAGUUUGACCUCUUUCCAGCCUUUGUAUGGCAAAUUGAGUGAUAUCUUUGGUCGCAAGCCAUGCUUGCUUUUUGCAUAUGCAGUCUUUGGUCUUGGAUGUUUGUGCUGCGGUCUUGCACGAAAUAUCAAUGAGCUUAUUGCUGCUCGUGUCCUACAAGGCAUCGGCGGUGGUGGCAUGACCACCGUUGUCAGUAUUCUGAUGAGCGAUGUCGUUCCUCUUCGUGACCGAGGUCUCUGGCAGGGUGUCAUUAACAUCAUCUAUGCGACUGGUUCCGGUAUCGGGGCACCGUUAGGCGGAAUCCUCGCGGACUACAUUGGAUGGCGUUGGGCCUUCCUAGCACAGUUUCCUCUGUGUAUUAUUGCUAUCAUUGCCGUAUCUUUACAAAUCAAGCUCCCUCCUCGUGAGAGCACCCACUGGAAGACCAAGCUACGACGCAUUGACUUCCUUGGCGCUGUCGUCCUUGUUGGUGCCGUACUAGGGUUCCUGGUCGGACUUGACCGUGGAAGCAAUGUCUCAUGGAAGUUACCAUUGACAAUUGCCUCGCUCGGGGUUUCAGCUGUCUUGUUCGUUGUCUUUAUUCUGGUUGAGAUAUACGUUGCGGCCGAGCCUUUUGCACCGGGUCACAUUAUCUUCAACCGUACAUUCUUUGCUUGCUACGGUUGCAAUUUCUUCAGCUUUGGAGGCUGGCUUGCCGCAUUGUUCUAUAUUCCCUUGUACUUCCAAGCUGUGGAUGGUGUUUCUGCCACCGUUGCGGGACUUCGCCUCUUGCCGAGCAUCCUGUCAGGUGUUAGCGGCUCUCUAUUGGCAGGCAUACUGAUGAAGUGGUAUGGGAAGUAUUACUGGUUGACGGUCACUGCUUAUACCUUCUUGACCACGGGCGUCUUCUGUAUAUAUUUGUUCUCUGGUGGAGUCAUGUCGAGUACAGUGCCCAUGGUUCUCGGUAUGGUGUGUGCGGCUUUUGGAAACGGCAUUGGUGUUACUACCACCUUGAUUGGUUUGAUUUCCAACGCGUCUUACGAAGACCAAGCGGUUGUAACCGCCUGCUCGUAUCUAUUCCGUUCAUUGGGAUCUGUCAUCGGUCUUUCAUUGUCAUCAACUGUCGUUCAGCAACUCCUGCGGGACCGAUUGAGAACCGGUUUGCGUGACAGCAAAAACAUCGAUCAGAUUGUUGAGGGAGUGCGGCAAAGUCUUGACUUUAUCAAGACCCUCGAUCCUGCGACUGGCAAGAUUGUUCGAGACUCAUAUGGCUGGUCUACUAACAAAGGAUUUGCCUUCAUGGUUGGCGUGGUCUUCUUUGCUUUGCUAAGUGGCUGCUUCAUCCGUGAAAGCAAGCUGAACCGCUGA